Geodia barretti is the source of this 753-nucleotide messenger RNA. The record is from the annotation of a GenBank genome assembly. Lineage: Eukaryota; Metazoa; Porifera; Demospongiae; Tetractinellida; Geodiidae.
AUGCCCCGCUACAAGCUGACCCUCGAAUACGACGGCACCGGCUUCGUCGGCUGGCAGUACCAGGGCGACGGGCGGUCGGUGCAGGAGGCGUUAGAGCGCGCGGUCGAGCGCUUCUGCGGCGAGCAGGUCAGGGUGCAUGGCGCAGGCCGCACCGAUUCCGGCGUUCACGCGCUCGGCCAAUGCUGCCACCUGGACCUCGCCAAGCAGGCCGCGCCCGGUGUGCUGCGCGACGCGCUCAACGCGCAUCUCCGGCCCGCGCCGGUCACCGUCCUCGACGCCGCGGAAGCGCCGCCUACCUUCGAUGCGAGGCGCGAUGCCACGGCGCGCGUCUACCUCUACCGGAUCGUCAAUCGCAAGGCGCCGCUCGCACUCGCGCACAAGCGCGCCUGGCACCUGCCCCGCCCGCUCGAAUUCCAUGCCAUGGCCGAGGCCGCGCGUCUGCUGGAAGGCACUCACGACUUCACGACCUUUCGCGCCGCCCAGUGCCAGGCGGCCUCGCCGGUCCGUACCCUGCAGAGCCUCGCCGUCACCCGCAUCGGAGAGGAGAUCGCGAUCCGUGCCUGGGCGCGGUCCUUCCUCCACCACCAGGUGCGCGCGAUCGUGGGAACUCUGGUCGAGGUCGGCGAAGGCCGGCGGACGCCCGCCGAUGUCGGUGCCGCGCUCGCUGCCCGCGACCGGCGCCUGAGCGGCCCGACGGCCCCGGCCUCGGGUCUCUAUCUCGAAGCGGUAAUCUAUCGCCCGCCGCGCCGCUGA